AUGGCAUCACUGCCACCCCUGCUCUGCCUCUGUGUCGCCGCCGCGCACCUGGCGGGGGCCCGAGGCACUACCCUUAUUGAGGAGCCCAUAGAGACCAUGUGGGGCCUCGAAGGUCCAUCGCUGCACCCUGGCCAGCCCUCGCCAGCCUUGGAGGACUGGGAAGAGGCCAGCGAGUGGACGUCCUGGUUCAACGUGGAUCAUCCGGGCGGCGAGGGCGACUUCGAGAGCCUGGCUGCCAUCCGCUUCUAUUACGGGCCGCGCGGCCGCCGCUGCUCCAACUACCACGUGCGCUUCCGCUGCCCUCGCGAGGCCGCGUGGGGAGCGUGGGGCCCGUGGGGUCCCUGUUCAGGGAGCUGCGGGCCAGGUCGUCGUCUGCGCCGCCGCCGCUGCCCGAGCCCCACUGGGGAUGCAUGUCCCGGGCGCCCCCUGGAGGCACAGAAGUGUGUGCGGCCUCGGUGUCCAGGGUGCAGCUCCAAAACGUGUGGAUGCCCCAAUCACAUCCUCCUGGGCUCAGUGGUCACUCCAUCUGGCCGGCCGCUACCAGGGGCCAAGGUCUCCCUGAGAGACUGGCCUGGCACUGUGGCCACCAGCGAUGCCCAUGGAACCUUCUGGAUGCCUGGAGUCUGUGCCAGCAGCCAGACCAACGUCAGUGCCCAAAUGGAUGGCUUCUCUGCUGGUACCGCCCAGGCCCGGGCCAACAGCUCCAUAUCUGCUGUGGUCACUAUUGUUCUUGAUAAGUUAGAGAAGCCCCACCUGGUGAAGCACCCCGAGCCCCGAGUGCGAGAGGCAGGCCAGAAUGUGACCUUCUGCUGCAAAGCCUCAGGCACCAAGAAAUACUCCUGGUUUCACAACGGGACCCUGCUGGACAGGCGAGAGCACAGGUAUGGGGCCCACCUGGAGCUUCGGGGACUGCGUCCAGACCAGGCAGGCACCUACCACUGCAAAGCGUGGAAUGACGCGGGCUCUGUGCUCUCUGGUGCUGCUGAGCUCAUCGUGCUUGCUCCGGGACAGCCAGCCUGUGACCCCCAGCCUCGUGAGCACCUGAUCAAACUCCCUGACGACUGCAGUCAGCCGGGCAGUGGCCCCGCCUAUCUGGAUGUGGGCCUCUGCCCUGACACCCUGUGCCCCGGCCCAGCAGGCUUUGGCCCCAGGUGUGGGGAUGCAGGCUCCCGGUGCUGCUCCGUGCGCCGCCUGGAAAGCAGGCAGGUCCACUGCUCCAGUUACGUCCUUCCUGUCAAGGUGGUGGCCGAGUGUGGCUGCCAGAAAUGUCUGCCCCCUCGCGGGCUGGUCCGGGGCCGUGUCGUGGCCGCUGACACAGGGGAACCGCUGCGAUUUGCCCAGAUCCUGCUGGGUCUCGAGCCCAUCGGCUUUACCUCCUACCAGGGCGACUUCACCAUCGAGGUGCCCCGCUCUACCCAGCGCCUGGUGGUGACUUUCGUGGAACCCAGUGGCGAUUUCAUGGACGCUGUCAGGGUCCUGCCUUUCGACCCUCGAGGCGCUGGUGUGUACCACGAGGUGAAGGCCAUGCGGAAGAAAUCCACCGUCAUCUUAGAUGCCAGCCAGAGCAACACGCUCCCCCUGGGGGAGCUGGAAAACGCGCCUCCUGUGGGCGAGCUGGUCCUCCCACCUGGAGCCUUCCGCAGGGCUGACGGAGAGCCCUACUCGGGGCCCGUGGAGGCUCGGGUGACCUUCGUGGAUCCCCGAGAUCUCACCUCGGCGGCUGCCGCCCCCAGUGACCUGCGCUUUGUGGACAGUGAUGGCGAGCUGGCCCCACUGCGCACCUACGGCAUGUUCGCGGUGGACCUCCGGUACCUGGACAAGCUCGGGUACCUCCGCACCGACCACGACGACCCUGCCCUGAAACGCAACGGCUUCCGCAUCAACCUCGCCAAACCCAGGCCUGGCGACCCCACCGAAUCCAAAGGCCCGGUGUACCCGUGGCGCAGCCUGCGGGAGUGCCAGGAGGCCCCGGUGACGGCCAGCCACUUCCGCUUUGCGCGCAUGGAGGCCGACAAGUACGAGUACAACGUGGUCCCAUUCCGGGAGGGCGCGCCAGCCUCCUGGACCGGAGACCUCCUGGCCUGGUGGCCCAACCCACAGGAGUUCCGGGCCUGCUUCCUCAAGGUGAAGGUCCAGGGCCCGCAGGAGUACAUGAUCCGCUCCCACAACGUGGGGGGCAGCCACCCACGCACCCAGGGCCAGCUCUAUGGGCUGCGGGAUGCCCGCAGCGUGAGAGACCCCCAGCGCCCUGGAACGUCUGCUGCCUGCGUGGAGUUCAAGUGCAGCGGGAUGCUGUUCGACCAGCGACAGGUGGACAGGACGCUGGUGACUAUCACACCCCAGGGUAGCUGUCGUCGUGUGGCCGUCAACGGGCUCCUUCAGGAUUACUUGGCCCGGCACCCCCCACCCGCUCCCACUGAUGACCCAGCCACCUUUGCCAUGCUGGCCCCGCUGGACCCUCUGGGUCACAACUACGGCGUCUACACGGUCACUGACCAGAGCCCAAGGCUGGCGAAGGAGAUCGCCAUUGGCCGUUGCUUCGAUGGCUCCUCUGACGGCUUCUCCAGGGAGAUGAAGGCUGAUGCAGGCACAGCUGUCACAUUCCAGUGCCGGGAACCAGUGGCGGGCCGGCCCAGCCUCUUCCAGAGGCUGCUGGAGUCCCCGGCAACAGCACUUGGUGACAUCCGCAGGGAGAUGAGUGAGGUGGCCCAGGCACAGGCCUGA
This is a messenger RNA of Myotis davidii, 2724 nucleotides long. RefSeq names its product cartilage intermediate layer protein 2 (gene CILP2). The record is from RefSeq and is a predicted model, not a curated record. NCBI's taxonomy places the organism in Eukaryota, Metazoa, Chordata, Mammalia, Chiroptera, Vespertilionidae. The transcript is spliced from 10 exons. The coding region runs from base 1 to 2724 and encodes 907 amino acids.